AUGGAGAGGUCUGCGGGAGUUUCACGGUCGCUAGUCUCACUGAAGCUUACCGGAAGUCAUUAUGACGUCGGAUAUGAACUGGGGAAGCGUAUGGGUAAAGAGAUCCGAGAAUAUUUAGCCGAGAUGGAUGGUCACAUUAAAAUGCUCAAACAAUUCGCCGACUCAAAUGAAGGAAGAGAAACGUACAAGAGAUUCCUUGACACCGUGACGUCAUCCUACCCACUUUAUCGGAGGGAGUUAGAAGGGACAGCUGACGGUGCUGGGAUAGAAUUUGAGAAGCUGUUCCUCCUUAGCAUUGAGCCCGAGUUGACGACCUUGUUUGGCGAUAAUUCCGUUGUGGAGUUGUCUACCCUGUCGGACGAAAGUCGUCAUCUUUCGCAAUCUAAUGGAUGUACGGAUAUCUACGUCAGAAACACAGCUACUAAUACCUUUGUUCUCGGACACUCUGAGGACGGAGCUCCUUCAAUGGACAAGGCUGUGGUCUGGCUCGAUAUGGACAUCACCGACACAUGGAAUGGCGAGACAGUGAACGAAAAGUUCCUGGCCUUCACCAUAGCUGGUACGAUGCCAGGAAACAUGUUCAAUAUAAUGUCGCAGAAUUUGAUGAGUUCAGCGAACAAUGUAUACCAAAAGACAGUUAACAGGUCAGGAAUACCUCGGCGAUUCUUCAUGCGAGCAAUCCUCUCUGCGAAGAGUUUCGAAGACGUCGUAAAAACUAUACAUAAGCCACCAGGUAUUGCGUCUGCGUAUAACAUCAAUUUGAUUCACCCUGUUUACGACAGUAGUGUCAAUUCCUCGGAAGAGCUAGUAUGUACCAGUAUAGAGUUGGCGGGAAAUCCGAACGGUGUCCACAUGUGCAUCACUCCAUGUGAAGAUUUCUUCACUCACACAAACCUGUUUCAGUAUCUGACUACACCAUGCUAUCAAGAGGAAAGUUCCAUUCAACGUGAAAAGGUACUGGAAUCCUGGAGAGGACGAUGUAGCAAUAUGACAAAGUCUGACGUCAUCAAGAUCCUGUCCAAUCAGGACAACAGUUCUUUCCCCGUGUUUAGAACAGGCAAGAAGCCAGAUUAUCUGUCCACAGGAUGCAUCG
Messenger RNA from Ylistrum balloti, 1093 nucleotides. RefSeq names its product beta-alanyl-dopamine/carcinine hydrolase-like. The transcript has 8 exons. The annotation marks the transcript as partial. NCBI's taxonomy places the organism in Eukaryota, Metazoa, Mollusca, Bivalvia, Pectinida, Pectinidae. The record is from RefSeq and is a predicted model, not a curated record.